This is a messenger RNA of Dendroctonus ponderosae (mountain pine beetle), 1597 nucleotides long. RefSeq names its product deubiquitinase DESI2. Gene Ontology annotation, molecular function: deubiquitinase activity. The record is from RefSeq and is a predicted model, not a curated record. Gene Ontology annotation, biological process: protein deubiquitination. Bases 236 to 847 code for a protein of 203 amino acids. The transcript is spliced from 5 exons. Lineage: Eukaryota; Metazoa; Arthropoda; Insecta; Coleoptera; Curculionidae.
UGCAAUCUCUGUGAUCUGUAGUGUCAAUGUCACUGUCACCAUGGCAAAAGAAUUCCUGCCGAAAAGAUAACCUUUGAAUAACAGCAUUAUCAUUAAAAUUAUCAGUAAAUUAAUCAUCCCGGCGGGAAGAGUCGAUAAAUUAAUCAAGUGCAUUGAUAUGCAAGUUUAUUAAAGCAAAUCCGUUCUGUAUAUUUCCUCAUUGUUUUGAUCGUCUAAUUUGCUAGGACCUUUCAGGAUGUUUUCGAAUGGGAUUUCCUGUAACCUGCCCUUUAGUUGUAUGAGUGUUACUAGAGAUUCUGCAUCUGAUGAACUACUUCCCGCGAGAAUGGCUCGCGAGCCUGUGUUGCUGAAUGUUUAUGAUAUGUAUAAAAUUAAUGAAUACACCUCUAAUAUCGGCCUAGGAGUGUUCCACUCAGGGGUAGAAAUCUAUAACAGCGAAUAUGCGUAUGGUGGUCACCAAUAUCCUUUCACCGGUAUAUUUGAAAUUAACCCUAGAGACGAAAAAGAAUUAGGAGAUCAAUUUAGAUUUAGACAGACAGUGCAAAUUGGUUACACGGAUUUCACUGAAGAGGAAGUUAGAAGAAUUGUUAGUGAAUUAGGAAAGGAAUUUCGAGGAGAUAGAUAUCACUUAAUGAAUAACAACUGCAAUCAUUUUUCAGGAUCAUUUACAAAGAUUGUAAGCGGACAAGAUAUUCCUCCGUGGGUCAACCGCCUAGCAUACUUUAGCAGUUGGGUGCCAUUUCUUGAGCGCUGCCUACCCAAAGAAUGGCUAACUCCAAUGGCACUGCAACAUUCAUUAAGUUGUAGACAGGAUUCGACUUGUUCAGAGGCCUCAACACCUUAUUAACAUGCCAAACUUUAAAGUUGCAAGGAUAUCGUUUGAUCUGUGAAUACGGCCUUAGAAAAAUUUGAUUUGUGGUUUGACAAUAACGCAUUGAUUCAGUCAUCUGUUCUUACUUUUACAAUCAAUUGUAUAUGCAGAAACAGUGCUAAUAAAUUUGAAUGUUCCUAGACUUUAACAUUUUGUUUCGAUGCAAUUUAUUAGUCGAAUAUCAAUUGCGUAAAAACUGUCAAACCAUAUCAAAUAAUUUUCAAAUCGCAAGCAAAAUAUGUCCGAACACAUUGUAUUUGUGAUACUUACCCGCAUGUAUAAUUCCAGUGUUCUCUAAACAAACUCUCUUCCUCUAUAGUUCCGUAUGCAUUUACUUGCCAUGUGUGGCAUAUAAUGUGAAGUGCGGACAAAUUUUACUUUCUUUAUCUAUUUAUUAAUGGGUUACAAUUAUCUACUCACUUUUAAAGUACAAUGACAUGUAAUAUAGAGAGAUUCUAUGAAGUAUAAGAUGUUAAAGAUUUAUUUAGCUGGUCGGAAAAUGAGAUGACUAUUGCCAAUUUGCGAGCCUUUACCUGUAAAGGGAUAAAUAUAUCUACAAGUUAUGAGAUGGUUCAAUGGUUCAAUCAAACCCUUCGAUCAGCACGUUUUUUCAUAAAUCUCAUUUUCUGACUAACACCAUAAUGUUCAAAUGAUGAAAGUAAGGGUAAUAGUGGUCUCCAAUAAUUGAGCACAACGAUAAAUAAAUACGGAAUGUGGAAGAAGUAA